Messenger RNA from Phyllotreta striolata, 1876 nucleotides. NCBI's taxonomy places the organism in Eukaryota, Metazoa, Arthropoda, Insecta, Coleoptera, Chrysomelidae. The record is from the annotation of a GenBank genome assembly.
GGGUGUUGUUUUCAGCGCGAAUUCCGUUGUAGACGGUUUUGUUGUGGGUAAGGAUUCAAUUUAACUUGGCUUGUUUGCGAGACUUUCGCACGCUUAUUACAAUGCAUGUCGGUGCAAUUUGACUAAUUAUCGCCCAAUUUACGCGUGUAAUAUUCAAGGACGUACCGUCUUCUAAACGCGUUUGAUAAUAAUAAAAUAAUUACAUUAAAAUGGUAUUGGUUUUCGUACGUACAUGUGUACACACAAGGUCAAAGAUCGGCGGUAAGGCGGUUCCAAAACGCACGCAGAUACAACAACUCAUAGGCGGCGCCAUCGAUUAAAACAAUUCGUAAUACAAUUAAUACAAUCGUUAAUCAUAUUCUUACAGAUUAAUCCUCUUAUCUUAGCGCUCGAUUUAACACGAUAAAUCAACUUAUUAAUCACCUAAUUUUUAUCGCUACUUUCGUGUCAUUUACCGUUCGAAAGUGUAUCAAAUUUUUGCAUUCAACAGGAACAUGUCGUGCCGCAUAAUUUUGGACAAUCCGGGCGCCUAUCAUCCGGGCGACACGGUGUACGGGCGCGUCGCGUUGAAUUUCCGGAGCCGGGAGAGCUUCAGGGGCGUGCGGUGCAAGUUCCGCGGCAGGGAGCACACGGCCUGGACCGAGCGGGAGAGCUACUACGACAGCCACAGCAAGUCCACGAAGUGGCGGACGGUGCAUUACAGCGGCGACAAUAAAUUCCUCGCCGUCGAUUUGACCCUGCUCGGCGACAGUACUUUGAAUGCCGGACAUUACGAGUACCCUUUUUCGUUCACCUUUCCCAGGGGUAACAUCCCUAAUCCAUACAACGGCUCGUACGGAUACAUCAAGUACUACAUUAAAGGGUACGUUGAUAAGGCGUUCGCGUUCGAUUACGAGGACGAGGUUACGUUGCAUUUGAUAGCUCCUAUCAAUUUCAACGAUAUCGUGGGCGAAUUGCAAUUGCAACCGAUGGGUUACCAAGAGGAAAAGACGACUUGUUGUUGUUGCUGCGCCGGAGAUCCCAUCACCAUGGACGCCGUCUUGGAGAAAGAGGCCUUCGUGGUCGGCGAAUCGGCCAGGAUGAGAGUCGACAUAUCUAACUUGUCCAACGAAAGUCUUCGAGAGCUCACAGUGAAGUUGAAACUAACAAUCGAAUCGAAAGUGACCCAUCCCAGCACCAGGCACAAAUACAACGAAGACCUCCUCGCCUACGUCCACGAAUCUGGAGUGGGAGCUCACGGACAAAGAACGUACAACAUCGAUAUGUGCAUACCACCUUCAUCUGUAGUACCAAAUUUCGCGGGGUCCUAUCUGUUCAAGCAGUGGUGCGACUUGGAAAUCGAAGCCGUCGUGCCCGGUUGUCACACCAACCUAUCGAUCAAGACCCAAGUGAAGCUCGGCCAUAUUCCGCUCCUGCAAGGAGCCCCGACGGCAACUUACAUUCCAGCUGUCCAAUCUCCUGGAGGACCGUUCGGUCCACCACCACCGGUGGUCGACGUCCCGCCUCCGUAUCCUCCAGCUCCUUACCCUCCGGAUGAGAAAGCGCCGCCGUAUCCAACGGGUCCUCCGUCGUUUCCCACCCCGACCGGCUACGGGGAAGCUGCUCCGGGCAUGCCGAUGCCUUUCGCGGGAGAAUCUUCAGGUAUCGCGAGCGCUCCGGCAGCUGAAGGGGCUCCUUCGGCCCCGUCCAAAGCGAAGCUGGCUGACGAGGAUUUCGAGCUGAUCGGAGGUAAGGUCGGGCUGGAUUCCUCCAAGAGGAACGUUCUUAUUUAUGUGUUUCAGAUAAACCUGAUGGUGAGAAUGUUCCACCGCCGAAUUACAACGAUUCGAUGAAAAACAGCUCUUACCCACCAGCGCCCUCUGCUCCGCCCAAGUAG